Molecule: messenger RNA, 594 nt
Organism: Halichondria panicea
Lineage: Eukaryota; Metazoa; Porifera; Demospongiae; Suberitida; Halichondriidae
Product: nuclear nucleic acid-binding protein C1D-like
Exons: 5
Coding region: 40-498 (152 amino acids)
Biological process (GO): maturation of 5.8S rRNA; regulation of gene expression
Cellular component (GO): exosome (RNase complex); nucleolus
Molecular function (GO): RNA binding; DNA binding
Source: RefSeq, a predicted model, not a curated record
UGCAAGCCCCAAGCAUGGUGAAAUAUUGAAACAAUAAAGAUGGCUGCUGAAGAUGAGUUUGUCCCUGAAGAGAUCGAGGGAGAGUGCACCCAGUGUCACAAGGCCCUGACCACUGUUGACAGACUACUUAAACCUGCAAUGGCAGUGAGCAAAUCAAAACUGGAGGAGAAUCUGAGCCCUCUUGACUCGGCCUCACUGAUGCUACUGUUUGCAUACAGCAUGAACUCUCUAUUCUGGGUGUAUCUGACAACUCUGGGGAUAAAUCCACAAAACCACCCUGUCAAAGGAGAGCUGGAAAGAAUUCAGAAGGUCAUGAAGAGAACCAAAAGUAUUGGUGACAGUCAAGAACCAGCUGGUGUUCGACUGGACAAGGAGGUUGCUGGUAGGCUAAUCCGAGGUGGACUGUGGGAGGGUGAUCAAGAUGGCAGCACUGGAAAGAAGAGGAAACACACUGACAGUGAAUCAACACCUGACUCUAAACGUAUUCACAAUGACUGAAUCAAUUCAUUUCCUUAUUAAGUUGUAACACUUCACAUCAAUUGAUUUUGUUGAUGUUGACUUGUUUGUUUGAAAACUUCCCAUUAUGCUAAUUGA